This is a messenger RNA of Papaver somniferum (opium poppy), 1125 nucleotides long. RefSeq names its product MATH domain and coiled-coil domain-containing protein At3g58210-like. The coding region runs from base 1 to 1125 and encodes 374 amino acids. Lineage: Eukaryota; Viridiplantae; Streptophyta; Magnoliopsida; Ranunculales; Papaveraceae. Gene Ontology annotation, molecular function: protein binding. The record is from RefSeq and is a predicted model, not a curated record. The transcript has 3 exons.
AUGGCAAUGGGUCAGUUGGUUGAACUUCCUUCUACAUGUAAAUAUAUUUGGAAGAUUGAAAACUUUUCUUCGCUGUGCAACAAAGUAUCAUACUACUCUGAUAUUUUCAAUGCUGGCGGUGCUAAAUGGAAAUUACUGAUUUAUCCAAAGGGAUGCAAGAAUGUGUAUGAUCACUUGUCAUUAUUCCUUGUCCCUGUGGACUUGAGAGAUUUUCCAAUCCAUGCGGAGUUCAGUCUUGCCGUUACCAAUCAAACCAAUCCCACUGACACUAGAAAACUUGAAGUAGAAUAUCAAUUCACAACCACCCUCGGAUUUGGUUCUUCAAAAGUGCUGCCUCUUAGUAAGCUGUACGACUCCAGUGCAGGAUAUCUUGUGAACGAUGCUUGUGAGGUAAGAGUUGAGGUUACUUGUAAGGUCACGGCAAAAGCAACAGAUGAUAACGAGACUGAGAAUCCAAUUAGUAAGGUUCCAGAGGUGGAUCUUGAAAAGAAAACUAAACCAAAUGUUGAAAGUAGUUUGCAAUUCGGUGAGCAUCCUAGUGCAGGACAACCGUUUGAGGGUGAGCGAAGUAACUGUGAAGGUAAUGAACUUGGAGGUGAGUUAUAUGAAGAAAUCGGAGGCUUUAGUGUCCAGAAUAAAAAUGCUGCUUUAUAUAAGAAAAUAUGGCUGAAAUAUGGUCAUAUUCCUUCAACAAAGGUUAUCCCAGCCUCGUCAUAUUCAGUCCUUGUAAUGGCUGUUCAAAAUAUUAUGAACUCGGUUAUGGAUAUGCAUCAAUGCCGAUUUGUAGACUUGUCAUCUGAAAUGAUCAAUUUGUGGGAAGAGAAGAUAAAGAUGGCAGAGAAACUUGAAUUCAAUGUCAAUUGGCUCCGCAAACAAUUAGAGUGUGUGAAAAAGGCACUUGGUGGGAUGCAAAAAUUCAAGUCUGAACUGCAAAAGCAAGGUCAGACAUUCCUAUAUGCGAGGUCAAAGGUGAAGGCAAUUGAGGCUGUGUUAAAGACAGCAGAAAUGCAGCUGAGUGCUGCAAAAGAUGAACUGCGAGGAAAAGUAUCUGGCUUACUCUUGGAGUCAGAUACCGAAAUGUACUUCCAAAUGGGUGAAGAUUUUCUUUUUGAUGGAAUUCUGUAG